Molecule: messenger RNA, 1896 nt
Organism: Camelina sativa (false flax)
Lineage: Eukaryota; Viridiplantae; Streptophyta; Magnoliopsida; Brassicales; Brassicaceae
Source: RefSeq, a predicted model, not a curated record
AUGGAAAACGCCAAACCCAUUGUUACACCAGUUGUUCUUAAGGGAACAAACUACUUGCUGUGGACUAGAACCACAAGAACCGCCCUUGGAGGUCGUGGCCUUUGGAGUCAUGUCGAAACUGACUAUGUCCCAAAGCAAAACCCCAAAGGAGAAGAUGAAGGCGCUUCCGAGGUGGAAGUAGAGGAAGAGAGCGAGAGGAAGGCCAAGUGGUUUCAAGAAGACCAAGUUGUCCUAUCUGUUCUCCAAAACUCUCUUGACAAGCCAAUCCUUGAGGCCUACUCAUAUUGCGAGACGGCCAAGGAGCUGUGGGAAACUCUUAAAGGCGUGUAUGGUAAUAUCUCUAACUUGACUAGAGUCUUUGAGGUCAAGAAGGCUAUAAAUGAGCUUAACCAAGAUGAUGUGGAGUUCACUAAACAUCUUGGUAAGUUUCGAGCACUAUGGGCAGAAAAGCUCCCCUCCUUUGAAGAUAUUUGUUCUCAAAUUCAAAGAGAACAAGGAUCUCUUGAUUUGUUUAGCGGUAAGGGGGAGCUUGUUACCGCCAACAAAGGAGUGUACAAGCAAGAGGAGAGGAAGGUGUGGAUCUGCGACCACUGCAAGAGGCGGGGUCACCUGAAAGACAAGUGCUGGGUUCUCCAUCCUCAUCUCAAACCGGCCAAGUUUAAAGCCAACCUCUCAAAGGAAGCGGUUAGCGACAAGGGAGCCGGGUCAUCAAAGCAGGGAGAUGAGAUGGCCAUGACUGCAGCCUAUGGAGAUAUGGUGAGGAAAUCAGACCUUGAGGCUCUCAUUUGCUCCAUUGCUUCACUCAAGGAGUCUGGUAUCUCUUUCUUUACCUCUAAGCCUAGUAAAUCACUUGUUAUAGACUCGGGUGCUUCUCACCACAUGAUUAGUAAUCCUAGUCUAAUUAACAAUAUAAAACCGGCUUUAGGGAAUGUAAUCAUUGCUAAUGGAGAACAAAUACCUGUGAAAGGAAUAGGGGACUUGAAACUAUUUGAUAAAACCUCAAAAGCUUUCUUAAUGCCUACCUUCAUAUCUAAUCUUCUUUCGGUUAAGAGGGCCACUAAUGAUUUGAAUUGUUAUGCAAUCUUUGGUCCUAAUAGUGUUCAUUUUCAGGAUAUUGAGACUGGAAAGGUUCUUGGAGAAGGACAAGGGAGUGGAGAUCUCUAUGUCCUAGAGAAAACCUCACCAACUUUAUCUACCUCUACUAAGUCUUGUUUUGUUGUUAACUCGGAUAGUGUAUGGCAUGCUAGAUUAGGCCAUCCCCAUUCUCGCGCCCUUGCUUUAAUGUUACCAAAUGUUUCUUUUGAUAGCUCAAUGUGUGAGUCUUGUAUUCUUGUUAAGGUACUUAGAUCAGACAAUGGUGGGGAAUACACAAGUCACAAGUUCAAAGAACAUUUGGCCAAACAUGGCAUUCUACACCAAACAAGCUGUCCGUAUACACCCCAACAAAACGGUGUGGCUGAGAGGAAGAAUCGACACCUUAUGGAGGUUGCAAGAUCGAUGAUGUUCCACUCACAUGUUACUAGAAGAUAUUGGGGUGAUGCCGUGAUGACGGCGUGUUAUUUGAUUAACCGGACACCAACCAAAGUCCUUAACGACUUAUCACCGUUUGAGGUAUUGAACAAAUUUAAACCAUCUCUUGAUCACUUACGUGUUUUUGGGUGUGUUUGUUUUGUCCUAGUUCCUGGAGAGCAACGGAGUAAGCUGGAUGCCAAGAGUACAAAAUGCAUGUUCGUUGGCUACUCCACGACUCAAAAGGGGUACAAGUGUUACGACCCGGCAACAAGUCGGCUAUAUGUCUCUAGAGAUGUUCGGUUCCUGGAAAAUGCUAUGACAAACAGAAUUGGAACAGCCUCAAAGACGUCUCCACCUCGCCUAGUGACCGAGCCUCCAGCCUAA